Messenger RNA from Halteromyces radiatus, 387 nucleotides. RefSeq lists its product as uncharacterized. The record is from RefSeq and is a predicted model, not a curated record. NCBI's taxonomy places the organism in Eukaryota, Fungi, Mucoromycota, Mucoromycetes, Mucorales, Cunninghamellaceae. Bases 1 to 387 code for a protein of 128 amino acids. The transcript has a single exon.
AUGAAAGCAUUUAUUGCAUUAUUCUUUACCCUUGCCAUGGCUCUUACUGCCUACGCACAAACUAAUAAUCCUCAAAUCUCCGUUUACUAUCGAGGAUCUACUACCCCUAUGCGUGUAGGUUAUGGUACUUGUGUUCCUGCUAGAAAUGAAGCCAAUGCUGCCAUCACCUUGGCUCUCGUACCUCACUUCUCCUUAUGUACAUUGUACACUGAUGCCAAAUGUACAACCAGAGCUUUCCCUGAACCUUUGUCUCUUCCUCUUUUCCCUGGUGUCGCAUUACCUCUUCCCGCCGGUUCUUAUAGUUGUACUCGUUUGUUCCAAGGUCGAAACACUACUGCUCAACAACAACAACAACAACAACAACAGCAACAGCAACAACAUUCUUAA